AUGCCAGUCUAUUACACACCUCCCCCGACCCCCCCACCUGCCAUCCCUUCUCCAUCACCUCCGCCAUCACCGCCCCUAGCCCUCCCGGACCCAGAUUCCUACCCACCCUACCCCUCCUCACACUCCUCGCGUUCCCGUUCCAAGUCAACCAAAUCCUCACUCUCCUCCUCUUCUUCUUCCAAGCCCAAACACAGCCACUCCUCCGACAACCACGAAGAAGGAGGCCACAAGAUCCCCUACGUCUUCCUAGGCUCCAUAGCCGCCGCCUCCUUCCUCGCACACAAAUACUGGCCUAAAGGUUACGUCUACGGCGACAAGGAAGACUGGGAGCUGUCCAAAUACGAGAGAAGGGCCAGGGAGAAAUUGCAGGCCGCAAAGGCCGCCAAGAGGGGCAAGGUAAACGAGAGGGAAGUUAAGAGUUACAGUCCCCCACCACCGGCGCAGGACGGCAGGGAGGCGAGAAGGGGUGGGUAUGCCUAUAAAGGGCCACCUCCGGUAUCCCACAGGAGGGAAGUGUAUGAAGAACAGGAGGAGGGGGGGGUGUACAGCAACCCCGGAAGUAGAAGAGGAAGCCUGAAAGGUGCCGCCCCCCGGGGAAGAAUCGAUCCGAGGGGUUACUACAACGACGACGACAGAGAGUAUACCAGAGGUCUCACCAAAUACACCACCACUCCCUCAAUCCUACGGAGUAAGAGCCAAAGCGGGAGAGACCAAUUCUAUUCUGACGUUGUGCCCUCUCGGGACCGAUCCCUUCCUCCCCGUCGCGCCUCCUCUGUUGCGAACGAAGAAUAUUACAUGACACCGGCCAUCGGUCCAGCGGCCAGCCGGAAUAGAGAUAGUCACUACCCCCCGCCACCUCCGCGAAGUUAUGUUUCUGGGAGGGAGUUGAGCAGACCGAGAUACCUGAUUGAAGAGCCCCGAGAUGGACCGCCCCUGCUUGCCAGGCCAGAAAGCAUGAGGGGUAGAGAGUUGCAGAGGAGGCCAUACUAUGAUGAAGAGGUUGUAGCCCCGAGGGUUCCGAGAGAAGAGGUUGUGUAUGUGUACCGGGAUGCGCCAUCAGCAAGAAGCAGAAGGGCGUCUGUUGACCUGGGGGCUGGGAGGAACAGGGCAUUUGACUGGGAUUAUCGGUGA
Messenger RNA from Podospora pseudocomata, 1131 nucleotides. RefSeq lists its product as uncharacterized. Bases 1 to 1131 code for a protein of 376 amino acids. The transcript has a single exon. NCBI's taxonomy places the organism in Eukaryota, Fungi, Ascomycota, Sordariomycetes, Sordariales, Podosporaceae. The record is from RefSeq and is a predicted model, not a curated record.